This is a messenger RNA of Clupea harengus (Atlantic herring), 1971 nucleotides long. RefSeq names its product UDP-N-acetylglucosamine pyrophosphorylase 1 (gene uap1). Gene Ontology annotation, biological process: UDP-N-acetylglucosamine biosynthetic process. The record is from RefSeq and is a predicted model, not a curated record. Gene Ontology annotation, molecular function: UDP-N-acetylglucosamine diphosphorylase activity. Lineage: Eukaryota; Metazoa; Chordata; Actinopteri; Clupeiformes; Clupeidae.
CACGUCAAAGUGACGGAAGAAAGAGGUGGAUCAGGGGCGGGUCACUUAACACUACGAAUGUGUACAGCCAGCCAGGCAGGCAGCCUGAGUGGCAGAGAAACAGAUACAUCAAGACGAGCAGUAAGCAUUUGAGAGUGUCUUUGAACAUACCAAGAAUGGACAUAGACAGAUUGAGGGAAAGACUGGCCGAGGCUGGGCAGUCCCACCUCCUGCAGUUCUGGAAUGAGCUCAGUCCAGAGGAACAGACCGAGAUGAGCCAGGAUCUGGAGGGCAUGGACUUCAAGGAGAUCAAUGGAUUCUUCAAGAGCGCCAUGGAGACGUCCAGUCAAGCUAAACAGGAGAAGGUUGACAGUCGAAUGGAGCCAGUGCCCAGAGAAGUUCUUGGGAGUGUGACUCGCGAUCGAGAGUCUCUCAAAGAUUGGGAGAAAGAGGGACUCCGCUGCAUUGCCCAGAACAAAGUUGCCGUUCUUUUGCUGGCUGGCGGGCAGGGGACCCGACUGGGCGUCCCAUACCCCAAAGGCAUGUACGACGUUAAGCUGCCCUCGCACAAAACCCUCUUUCAGAUCCAGGCCGAGCGCAUCCUGAAGCUCCAGCAGCUUGCUGAGCAGCAGCACAACACCAAGUGCUGCAUCCCCUGGUACAUCAUGACAAGUGGGAGAACAAUGGAGUCUACCAAAGAGUUCUUCUCAAGACAUAGCUACUUUGGCCUCAGCCAAGACAAUGUUAUAAUCUUCCAGCAAGGCAUGCUUCCAGCCAUGGAUUACAGUGGUAAAAUCAUCCUGGAGAGUAAGGGGAAACUCUCUAUGGCUCCAGAUGGCAAUGGGGGUCUGUACAGGGCCCUCGACACUCAGAAGACAAUCGAGGACAUGCAGAUUAGGGGCAUCAGCUGUAUCCACGUGUACUGCGUGGACAACAUCCUAGUGAAGGUGGCCGACCCGGCCUUCAUCGGCUUCUGUGCGCUGAAGGGAGCCGACUGUGGAGCAAAGGUAGUGGAGAAGACCAAUCCCACCGAGGCCGUGGGCGUGGUCUCCAAAGUGGACGGACGCUACCAAGUGGUGGAGUACAGCGAGAUCACCUUGGCGACGGCGGAACGACGGAGCUCGGAUGGGCGGCUGAUGUUCAACGCCGGCAACGUGGCCAAUCACUUCUUCAGCCUGUCGUUCCUGAGCGACGUCGUCAAAACCUAUGAGCCUCAGCUUCAGCACCAUGUGGCACAGAAGAAAAUCCCCUAUGUGGACACACAAGGCCAGCUAAUCAAACCCGACAAACCCAACGGGAUUAAAAUGGAAAAAUUUGUCUUUGACAUCUUCCAGUUCGCCAAGAAGUUUGUGGUGUACGAGGUGCUGAGAGAGGACGAGUUUUCUCCGCUGAAGAACGCUGACAGCCAGGAUGGGAAGGACAACCCCACCACAGCACGCCACGCCCUCAUGUCCCUCCAUCACCGGUGGGUGCUCAAUGCCGGCGGACAUUUCACGGAUGAGAACGGCACACGAGUCCCCGCAAUCCCCAGACACGGACCAGCAGGGAGUGUUUCACCCGGUGUCACCCAGAACUUGAAGGAUGGCACAGACCUACCAAUCAAAUGCGAGAUCUCACCACUUGUCUCCUAUGGGGGAGAGGGAUUGGAAGAAUUGGUGAACGGCCAUGAGUUUCGCCCCACACUGGUCAUUGACAAAGAUGGACUCCAUCAACUGGUCAAGAACGGAUUGUGAGGAACAAGAUGGCGGCAGUCGAAGAACCAAAUGGAAACUCCUUCAUCUGUUUGCCUCUCGAACUGGGGAAACUGUGAAGUUAUUGUGCAAUAAAAUGAAGGAAGGAAGCAUCUUGUAGCCAACUGCACAAAAUCCUGUUAAAAGAUUUAGAUAUUUAUUUUGUGAAGACUUAUUUUUUUUAUCUGCACCUUGUCACCGGUUCUGGCCAAUAUUUGCAUUUAUCCCUUAAAUUGUACAUAGAUUUUCAGCACAGAACAAU